This is a messenger RNA of Candidula unifasciata, 551 nucleotides long. Lineage: Eukaryota; Metazoa; Mollusca; Gastropoda; Stylommatophora; Geomitridae. The record is from the annotation of a GenBank genome assembly.
CAAUUAAGAAAGCUGCUUCUUGAAAUAAUUCACCGCAUACCAUGCAAUGAUCACCUGAAGAAAUAUGUUCCCCAGAUAUUGUCGCUUAUGUUCAGGCUUUUGAAGAUUGAGAAUGAAGAGAAUGUACUUGUGUGCAUCCGCAUCAUUCUUGAAUUGCACAAGCAGUAUAGGCCACAAAUGAAUGAAGAGAUUGCUGACUUCAUGAAGUUUGUGAAAGGGAUUUACGGCAAUCUGCCAAGCCACCUACCUAGGAUAUUUGAACCACGCUCACAAAAGAAAGUUAAAGACCUGUCAGAUAUAAAUGUUGAGGUUUGGCUUCAAGACAUUUUCACAGUAACUACAGUGUUAACAGACAAGAAGAAUGCAGAAAACCAGAGUGUACAGUACAAUAUCAUCCCUAUGGGUGUUCAGAGCCUGAAGGUGCUUGCGGAGCUGCCCAUUAUUGUAGUUCUGAUGUAUCAAAUGUAUAAACAGCAGGUCCAGAAUGACAUGGUGGAGUUCAUCCCACUCAUCAUGAACACAAUAACCCUACAACCAUCAGCACAACACAG